Marasmius oreades (fairy-ring Marasmius) is the source of this 1439-nucleotide messenger RNA. RefSeq lists its product as uncharacterized. The coding region runs from base 58 to 942 and encodes 294 amino acids. Gene Ontology annotation, molecular function: RNA binding. NCBI's taxonomy places the organism in Eukaryota, Fungi, Basidiomycota, Agaricomycetes, Agaricales, Marasmiaceae. Gene Ontology annotation, cellular component: nucleus. The record is from RefSeq and is a predicted model, not a curated record. The transcript is spliced from 6 exons.
UGUGACGACUUCGUCCCUUCUACCACACCAACCAUCAACCAUCCAAAAAAACAGACGAUGUCGAAGCGCAAAUGGGACCAGGCUAGCACAAAUAUCGACGAAGCAGCACCCAUUAGCAAGGUAGAAAAAACAGAUGACAGUAAAACCGCCUCCGAGGCAGCGGCUGUUGCUGCUGCCAUCGCUGCCAAAAUCGCAGCACAAUUCGCUGGUGGUACAGGACUUACCGGUGCGAUGAAGGAUCCCCACGACGCGGAAUUUACUCACGACAUUGACAUUAACGAUGUCAGGAAUCGAUAUUUGUUGACCAAAUCGUCUACGCAACAGGAGAUUCACGAGGACACUGGAGCAUCUGUUAGCACCAAGGGGGUGUGGUAUCCCGAUAAAACCAAGGCCACAGACAAAGAUCCACCUUUGUACCUGCAUAUAAUGGCAAACACGAAAGAAAGUCUACAGAAAGCCAUCGACAAGAUCAAUGACCUAAUGUCCAUUGAUAUGGGGUCGCUAGUGGAAGAUAAGAAGGAUAGGAUGAGGGAAAAGAGAAAAUGGCCUGAAGAAAAGUUGCCCGUCGGUCUCGACUCCAUCCGAAACUUCAAUGUACGAGCGAAGGUGGUCGGACCUAGCGGCUCGUUCGUAAAGUAUAUACAACAGGAAACAGGAACUCGAGUCCAAAUCAAAGGCAUAGGAUCUGGUUUUAUUGACCAGGAGACGGGUAAAGAAAGUGACGAGCCGCUGUACAUCCAUAUUACCGGUCCGGAAGAAGGCCAAGUCGCAAGAGCGAAGGUGCUGACGGAAGAUCUUCUGCUCGUCGUUCGCUCCGAGCACGCGAAAAUGGCAGUCGUAGCUCAACAACAACAAAUGGAACUUCAUCAAGCUCAAGCUCAAUAUGCUGCAUACAGUGCAAUGGCGGUAUGUCUCGUCCCAUUACUCACCAGUUUUCAGUAAACCUUCUUUUUCUCUCUCCAUCACUGAAUGCCGCGUGACGUUACACGACUGAGCGAGACUUGGUUUGACUUGACCUGAGUUACGAGGGCUAACCUGUUCUUUGAACUAACGCUUAUUCAGGGAUAUGCCCCGCCUCCUCCUGCGGCUGCACCUCCACCUCCGCCACCUGGUGAACAGCCUCCACCCCCUCCAGAUGGACAACAACCGACUGCGCCUCAGGGAGAACAGCAAAAUACGGCCGAAGCCUAUGCAGCUUAUUGGGCUCAAUACGGUUAUGAUGUCAACUCUCCCCAAUUCAAGGAAUGGGCUGCGACUCAACAACAACAACAGUAUAGUCAAUAUUAUGCCCAAGCUGGGUAUAACGGUGUUGCUCCGGAGGGGGAUGCACAACCUCAACCGCCGCAGCAAGCUCCACCUCCACCACCGCCGCCGCCUAGUUAGAGAUUCUGUGUAAAGCUUGUUAGGUAGUGACGGGUGAAUCUGAUUAGCUUGGACUA